Molecule: messenger RNA, 1251 nt
Organism: Caenorhabditis elegans
Lineage: Eukaryota; Metazoa; Nematoda; Chromadorea; Rhabditida; Rhabditidae
Gene: sodh-2
Product: Alcohol dehydrogenase 2
Exons: 3
Coding region: 58-1113 (351 amino acids)
Molecular function (GO): zinc ion binding; oxidoreductase activity; alcohol dehydrogenase (NAD+) activity
Source: RefSeq, marked reviewed
AAUUACUUAUAAAACCAUUCGUAUAAAUAUUUCAUUGAUUUCUUGAAUUCAAAAAGCAUGUCAUCAGCUAAUAUUCCUGCCACGCAAAGUGCUUUAAUAUUUGAAAAAUAUGGAGGACCUCUCGAAGUUCGACAAGUUUCAGUUCCACAACCGCAAGAAAAUGAACUUUUAGUGAAAAUCGAAUAUUCUGGAAUUUGCCAUUCUGAUCUUCAUACGUGGGAAGGUGAUUUUGAAUAUGCUUCCAUUUGUCCUUUAAUUGGAGGGCAUGAAGGUGCUGGAACUGUUGUGACUAUUGGCUCAAAAGUUAAAGGAUGGAACAUUGGUGAUCGAGCAGGAAUCAAGCUUAUCAACGCAAAUUGCCUAAAUUGUGAAUACUGUAAAACAGGACACGAACCGCUUUGUGAUCAUAUCCAAAACUACGGAAUAGACCGCCAUGGAACCUUUCAAGAAUAUCUAACUAUUCGGGAUAUUGAUGCCAUUAAAGUUUCGAAUGACACAAAUCUCGCAGCAGCUGCUCCAGUAUUAUGUGGUGGAGUAACUGCAUAUAAAUCCCUGAAAGCAACAAAUGUGAAACCAGGCCAAAUAGUUGUACUAACGGGUGCUGGAGGAGGAUUAGGAUCUUUUGGAAUUCAAUACGCAAAAGCAAUGGGAAUGAGAGUUGUUGCUGUUGAUCAUAUUAGCAAAGAAGAUCACUGCAGAAAUCUUGGAGCUGAAUGGUUCGUCGAUGCUUUUGAUACCCCAGACAUUGUGGCUCAUAUUCGAAAAUUAACGAAUGGAGGAGCACAUGGUGUUGUUAGUUUUGCAGCAGCCAAAAAGCCAAUGGAAUAUGCUUUGGAAUAUGUCAGAAAAAGAGGGACCGUGGUGUUUGUUGGUCUUCCAAAAGAUGGAACGAUUCCCCUUGAUACACUUUCACUAAUUUGCAAUGAAAUAACUGUGAAGGGAUCAAUUGUUGGAUCACGCAUGGAUGUUGAUGAAGCAAUCGAUUUUAUUACUCGUGGAAUUGUGCAUGUUCCAAUAGAACUUGUAAAACUCGAAGAUGUUCCAAGUGUCUAUCAACGAAUGAAAGACGGGAAGGUCACUUCUCGUGUUGUUGUCGAUUUUUCAAUGCGAUGAGAAACUUGUUUCGUGUUAUUUUUAAUAGAAGUAAGAUAAUCUUUAGUAUUGUAAAGUGAACAAUUGUAUGUACUUCAAUAUUUUAUAACUUUCAUGUAAUUCAUAUUCAUAGUAUGAAAUUAAAAGUUAUGUUUUAUC